Molecule: messenger RNA, 506 nt
Organism: Marchantia polymorpha subsp. ruderalis
Lineage: Eukaryota; Viridiplantae; Streptophyta; Marchantiopsida; Marchantiales; Marchantiaceae
Source: the annotation of a GenBank genome assembly
AACUAUGUAGUUACAUCAUCUGAGCUGAAUGAUGUUCAAUAUAUCAUUAUCACGCGAGAACGGAAUAACAUCUGAUAACGAUCUCAUUAAAACUAAUUGGACAUAAUCAGAAGCGGUUUUUUCGGUUUCUAACAUAUCUCUCCCCAUCGCCAGCAGCUCGUCUGAUUUCUUAUAACCAUCUAGUUUGAGGUCUUUGGGCGUUCUCCAAAAUACAAGUCAAGCCACGAAGCGCCUUUUUAGCUCUUUUAUUCAUAUACAGUUUUGGCUCCCUUACAAUACCGCCGCACAAGUGCAUACCAUCACCACCAGAGCAAAAUCUUCUUCAAGAGACUAUUUCAAAAACAUGGAAUUAUGGAGGUCUUUCUUAAUCGCCGAAAUUUACUGAAGUUCUGGAAAGCAGAGAGUACUCCAGACUCUGACAAACAAAUGAAGCUGCGGUAUUGCGAUCACCUACCACGCGAUGGGCAUUGGGGACUUCGUCGAUCCUCUACUUUGUGAUACUGCGG